AACUGGAACUUUGUGGUUUGUUAGUUUGUACAUACUUCAGGAAGUGAUGUUCUCUGUGAUGUUUUCUCAUAAUCACAGCUCUGAAUGUCACAUUUCCAGAAGCUGCAGCUUAAUGAUCGUAUGAUGGUGCUGCAUUUUAGCUCGAUAUGUUUCAGUGUGUGGAUGCUUUGGCGUUGUUUGAAGUUUGUCAAAGGGGGUGAAUUAUGUCAAAACCAAUGCAUUGAUAAGAGCAACAUUUCUGCUGAGCUCCAGUCUGACGUCCUGCUGCCGUGUAACUUUAAUCCUGCUCUCCUCGGAUCAGAUAAGACUGCAGAUAUAGCAGUAGUGUGGCGUCAGAGGAACACAACAAUACACAAUCUAGUGGAGAUCACUCUACAGGGAGUAGCGAAGUUCUGGAACUAUAAAGGUGGACGUAUCAAGGCGUUUCCUAAGCUCUCUGAAUCAGGAAACUUCUCCAUUCUCCUUCAGAAAGUGCAGCCGUAUGAUCUGAGUCUCUACCACUGUGAGCUGUUUAAUGGGACCAACUGCAGCAUUGCUUAUCAGGAGCUACAGCUUGGUCUUGCUACUGUUUUCCUUCAGGCGAUAAUCAUCACAGGCGCAUCAGCAGGAGCAGUAUUUCUGUGUUUAGUCAUAGUAUGUGUCUUCUACAUAUGCAAAAAACGAAAGCACCUGCUGCACCCAGAGAGCGAUCGCGGUUGUCCAUAUGAUAACCCAAUCUAUGUCAGCUACACAGUACAGCUCAGCCAUGGCGAGGACGCAGCUCCUGAGAGUGAAAACCCGAUCUAUGACACUGCUUGGAGCAGAGGAGGCAGCAUGCGAUGAAAGCUCAUACCUUCAUCAGACGCACAAAUGCUGGAGAAGAAUUUAUAUCUGAGAACUAAUACACCUUUUGGUCAUUACGACACUGUUAACUUGUCUAACAAUAAUAUGUGGUCGUGGAAUAAAUUCAGAAUUGAAAAAUUAA
Messenger RNA from Pangasianodon hypophthalmus (striped catfish), 964 nucleotides. RefSeq lists its product as uncharacterized. Lineage: Eukaryota; Metazoa; Chordata; Actinopteri; Siluriformes; Pangasiidae. The transcript is spliced from 6 exons. The coding region runs from base 85 to 822 and encodes 245 amino acids. The record is from RefSeq and is a predicted model, not a curated record.